GCAAAUUUAUUAUUUAUUGUUCAAUACGAUUUUAAAUAUGUUAAAAAAGAAAAAUAAUGUGUCUAAUUAAGAUAAGAUUUCUAUCGUAUAUGUGAAGAGAGCACUUAAGGAGAGGAAAAUAUAUUUUAUUUUUUAAAUGAGGUGCUCGAUAUAGAUAUGUCUGAUAUUAUUCAAAUUGGAGUUGCAGAAAAGUGUGAGUUGUGGAAAUUGGAAAGUCGUUUUUUUCCUAGUAAAGUUGGUGGUAAACCAGCUUGGUUAGAAUUGAAAAACAUUCCUGAUGCCAAACAACUUGCUUGUAAUCACUGCAAAAAUCCUUGUAUUUUUUUAUGUCAGAUAUAUGCACCUUAUGAAGAAGAUGAAAAAGCAUUUCACAGAACACUUUUUGUUUUUAUUUGUAAGAAUGUAGAUUGUUGUAAAGAAAAUUACAAUGGUAAUAUAAAAGUGUUACGAUCACAAUUAGAAAGAAUAAAUGAAUUCUAUUUACCAGACCCACCUUUGGAAUCACAAGAUUGGAGAUCUGAUAUAUGUGUAGAUAGUUGGUGUAAAACUUGUCAUGUUUGUGGUAUUUUUUCAUCUUAUCAUUGUUCUAAGUGUAAAAAUAUUAAUUAUUGUUGUCAGUUACAUCAAAUAUGGGAUUGGAAAACUAGUCACAAAAAAUUAUGCAAGAUUAAACAAUCGUUGAAUUGUAAAAAUAUUUUAUUUCCUGAAUUGGAACUUGUAAUAGAACCUGAGGAAAGUAAUCAAGAUAUUGAUGUUAUUGAAAGAAAGGAGAUUGAAAAAUUUAAAGAUCUCAUCGACAAGGGACAAGCUGGUUGUUUGCAAUCAGAGGAUAUAGAUAAUGAUUUAUUGAAACUGGCAAAUAAUGAAGAUAAAACAUUUUCUAAAUUUCGGAAAAGAAUACAAAAUAAACCUAAUCAAGUCUUGAGGUACAAUAGAGGUGGAAAACCAUUAUUUAUUUCAUCAAGCCAUCAACCACUUGAUAUUCCAAAUUGUGAAAAAUGUAAAAGUGCAAGACAGUUUGAAUUUCAAAUAAUGCCACAACUUUUACUUUAUUUACAAAUAGAUGAUAUUUUAAAUAAUAUUGAUUGGGGAAUUUUGACAAUUUAUACUUGUAAAAAUUCAUGUAUUACAGAAUCUAAAUAUGUAGAAGAAUAUGUAUGGAAACAAGAUAUUGUAAUAGAAAAUUCAAGUAAAAACACUCAUAUUAUCAAGAAAUAACACUAUUGAG
Molecule: messenger RNA, 1228 nt
Organism: Ceratosolen solmsi marchali
Lineage: Eukaryota; Metazoa; Arthropoda; Insecta; Hymenoptera; Agaonidae
Gene: Zfrp8
Product: Zinc finger protein RP-8
Exons: 4
Coding region: 157-1218 (353 amino acids)
Cellular component (GO): nucleus; cytoplasm
Source: RefSeq, a predicted model, not a curated record